Messenger RNA from Juglans microcarpa x Juglans regia, 1915 nucleotides. Its product is annotated as glucan endo-1,3-beta-glucosidase-like. NCBI's taxonomy places the organism in Eukaryota, Viridiplantae, Streptophyta, Magnoliopsida, Fagales, Juglandaceae. The record is from RefSeq and is a predicted model, not a curated record. Gene Ontology annotation, molecular function: hydrolase activity, hydrolyzing O-glycosyl compounds. Gene Ontology annotation, biological process: carbohydrate metabolic process. Gene Ontology annotation, cellular component: plasma membrane. Bases 60 to 1676 code for a protein of 538 amino acids. The transcript is spliced from 3 exons.
CUCACUUCACCACUAUCUCAACUCCACUGCCCAAAACUCUCAGCUUUCUGCUAGCCGCCAUGGCAAUACCAUGUGAUCUCUUUACACUCCUCUUUCUGUUCUUUUUCUCACUUAACCACCUCAUCCACCACUCCUCCGCCUCCUACUCCAUCGGCGUCAACUAUGGCACCGUCGCUGACAACCUCCCAUUACCUUCCCAAGUCGCCACCUUUCUCAAAACCCAAACUACCAUCGACCGCGUGAAGAUCUUCGACGCCAAUCCAGAUAUUCUCCGCGCCUUCUCCAACUCCGGCAUCUACGUCACCGUUACCGUCGGAAACGGUGAUGUUCCCUCCCUCGCCAAGCUCCCCGCCGCCCGGUCCUGGGUCGCCAGUAAUAUUGUCCCGUUUUACCCUCAAACUAAAAUCAACCGCAUCGCCGUCGGUAAUGAAAUUCUUGCAACCUCAGACAAGAGUUUAAUCGCGCACCUUUUACCGGCUAUGAAGGCUUUGAAGCAGGCCUUAGACUUGGCAAAUGUUACCGGUGUUCAGGUCUCCACGCCCCACUCUUUGGGUAUACUGUCCGCCUCGGAGCCACCGAGCUCAGGGCGAUUCCGACGCGGGUACGAUCGAGCCAUAUUCGCUUCGAUUCUCGAGUAUCACAGACAAACCAAGUCCCCCUUUCUGAUCAACCCCUACCCGUUCUUCGGUUUCACGGCCCGGACAUUAAACUACGCGCUCUUCAGGCCAAACGGUGGCGUUUUUGACAACGUCACGGGGUAUAACUACACCAAUAUGUUCGAUGGGCAGCUCGACGCGGUUUAUUCGGCAAUGAAGAAGUUGGGGUAUGAGGAUGUGGACAUCGUGGUGGCCGAAACAGGUUGGCCCUCGGUAGGUGACCCGAACCAACCGGACGUGAACCUGGAGAACGCGCUGUCCUAUAACGGUAACCUCGUGAAGCACGUGAACUCCGGUAAAGGCACACCGUUGAUGCCGAACAGGACCUUCGAGACUUACCUCUUCUCUUUGUUCAACGAGAACCUCAAACCGAGCACUUCGGAGCGAAACUUCGGAUUAUUCAAGCCGGAUCUUACUCCCGUUUACGACGUCGGUAUUUUACGAAACAAGCAGGCAAUGUCCCCGUCACCGGCUACCGCCCAGGGGCCUACACCAACACCGGCUACUGCCCAGGGGCCUACACCAACACCGGCUACUGCACAGCCAACACCGGCUACUGCACAGGGGCCUACACCAACACCGGUUACUGCACAGGGGCCUACACCAACACCGGCUGGAGAUUCCGGUCGGAAAUGGUGCGUGCCCAAAACGAACGCGACGGAUGAGGCGCUGCAGGCGAAUAUAGACUACGUGUGCAGCAAGGGAGUGGACUGCAAGUCGAUACAGGAGGGUGGGCCAUGUUUUAACCCCAACACUGUGAGAUCACACGCAUCGUACGCCAUGAACGCUUAUUACCAGGCCUCUGGUCGCCAUGACAUCGACUGCGAUUUCAACCACAGUGGAGUCCUCACCACCACCGAUCCCAGUUACCAAACUUGUACGUACCCAUUCCAAGAUCUAAAUCAAAAGUUGGAGCAGUCAGUGGCGGGAGGCUCGGUGAAUCGCCGCACCAUGACGAGGCUAUUCGUUUCGUUAGCUUCCUUAACGAUAGGGAUACAAUUCUUUUCUUCUCUGAUUUGAGGUUAGCUUAAUUAUUAUUCAUUUUUUAAUGUGCUUUUCGUGGGUCCUUCGGGGGUAGGUGGGUCAUGGGUGGCCUUUUUGGGUUCCAACGGCUAGGCUCUUCGGUGUAUUCAAAAUUCAAAGCUUUUUCUUUUGUCGUCUAUGGCGGAUGUUGCACCCAUUUACGUUGUUUAAAGCCUUAUUUAUUGGCUGUAGAGACCCUAUAUAUAUGUACGAUGUAGAUUAGAUACCUUUUUGUA